Xenia sp. Carnegie-2017 is the source of this 1104-nucleotide messenger RNA. Its product is annotated as sodium channel modifier 1-like. Gene Ontology annotation, cellular component: nucleus. The coding region runs from base 140 to 973 and encodes 277 amino acids. The record is from RefSeq and is a predicted model, not a curated record. Lineage: Eukaryota; Metazoa; Cnidaria; Anthozoa; Malacalcyonacea; Xeniidae. Gene Ontology annotation, biological process: RNA splicing. The transcript has 4 exons.
GACAUUUCAAUUUUUUCCAUCAAGUAAACAAUUUCUUACAUUUAUCAUUGAAAUAAAAAUAUAUUUAACUUGCGACUUAAAAUAUCAUCUUAUGAAAUGAGCGUAUUGCCAGAAUUUCUUCUAUCAAUUACUCAACAAAAUGUCCUUUAAGAGAGCUGGAGAUGACCACUGUGCUUUGCGUUUACAGAAAAAACAGCGAGUUGCAGAGUUGUUUGCUGAAGACAUUCCUGCAGAUGAAGUAAAUAAAACAAGGAGUGGAAAAUAUGUCUGUCUCGUUUGCCCGCACUGUCCAGUUUUGGACACAAUGCCAAUGUUAUGUUUACACAGACAGAGCAGGAAACAUUUAAAAAACACUUCAAUUAAAAUUGAAAGAGAUCACAGGUUGAAGGAUGUUCAUCAAAAACAGCAACAUGAACUAUAUUUGAAAAAGAUAAAUUUUGUCAGCACACCAUCACCAACUAAAACCUUCAAAGAUUUGAUGGAAUGUCAUGAAGAAGCUCCACUGCUUAUUGAAACAAAACAAAUAACGGAAAGUUUGUCAAAACAAGCAAACAGCCAAAGGAAGCAAUCUGUAAUCAGAAAUAGCUCACAAGUUUUGCCAGCCAACUUAAAAACAAACAAAGAAAUGAAAAACAAACCAUUUUUCCAAUCAAGGAUUGAACAUAAACUCUCACAAGAACAUUUUAAACUUGAUACAAGACCUUGCAAGCCAAAUGGUGUAGAUUCUCUAAAGUUAAAUGAUAAGUUAAAAUCUGAACAUUCGUUGAAAACAUCAUGUGAAAAUGUAGCAGGGAAUUUUUCACAACAAACAACAAGUAAUCAAUCAAAUCAUUCAGUUUAUAAGGGGCAUUCAAGGAUAAGUGAGGAAGAAAAGAAAAGAUAUUUUGAAAUGAAAAUUUCUGGUUGGAUAUUAGAUGUCAAAGGCAAAUGGGUGAAAGAUGAAAAUGCAGAAUUUGAUUCUGAUGAUGAUUAGUUGAAACACUGAAAUAUAAGAGAAAAUGUUUGUAGUAUAAUGAAAUAAUCCCUAUUUUUACAAAAUAUGUCUACAUUAUAUUUACAAUGUAUACAAUGUUUCCCAUGAAUUAUUAUCAGUCUUAAGUUACA